AUGUCUCGUGACCAACUGAGACGAAGAUCCUUCCCUAUGAAUCUGAUAAACAACAGCUUAUGCUCACUCAAUUCACAAGAUUCCCUUCAAGCUGGAGGAGACUCUGUGGCAGAGUUCUUUAUCAAUCUCAGGUUUACCGAUAUUUUUGACCUUCCUGGUGAAUAUUUUCAAAUGAUUCCAGAGAUGUUUAGCGCACUGAGUGAUGGGGACAAAGAAUGGCUUGGGAAAUUGAGAAGCCAUGGAACACUGCUGCCUGCUGGCAUGUUUCAAGAACGAUCGAGGAGAUUAUAUUCUUCGUCUUGCUGCUACAUGGGGUCUGGAACGAGUGAAGAGCAUUGUCUCACUCUUUCCAUGUCUUCUAUUGGAGCCAAACUCAAAGGCUCAGCUUACAAUCCAUGUGGAGGCUCGUGCGGGUCAGUCAACUAUUGUUGA
Arabidopsis thaliana (thale cress) is the source of this 432-nucleotide messenger RNA. RefSeq lists its product as uncharacterized. The transcript has a single exon. Lineage: Eukaryota; Viridiplantae; Streptophyta; Magnoliopsida; Brassicales; Brassicaceae. The record is from RefSeq and is marked reviewed. Bases 1 to 432 code for a protein of 143 amino acids.